This is a messenger RNA of Acytostelium subglobosum LB1, 564 nucleotides long. RefSeq lists its product as hypothetical. The transcript has 4 exons. NCBI's taxonomy places the organism in Eukaryota, Evosea, Eumycetozoa, Acytosteliales, Acytosteliaceae. The record is from RefSeq and is a predicted model, not a curated record. The annotation marks the transcript as partial.
AUGACAAGAUCACCUGUACACAACGGAACGACCAAUGAUGGAUCUCAAGACUCAAUACCAAAGCCUUUAAAGUAUCAAAUACCAGAUAAUGACUUCUAUAGUUAUCUCAUUGGAACAUGGAAGAGGAACCUCGAAUGGAAGGAGUUUGGCGGACUGUUUCCUCACAUUAGGACAAGCAACACAGUUGUAAUGAUUGAAGAGUUCCCAAAGUAUGAUACAGAUACAAAUGCCAGACAUUUAAAGUGGAGCUUUGGCAAGAGUCUAUCAAAGAGUGAGAUGCGAUUCGGUUACUCAAUGAAGUUUCUUUCAGCGCCCAAGAACAUAGAGACAUAUCUAGAGUGGACAUACAUUGGCACCAUAUGUCAUGGCAAAUACCUGCCCGCCACCAACACAGCCGUACUCAACUUCUUCCAACCUCUCUCAACCGUCUUGGUAACAUAUAGAAUCAUAGAUGAAAACACAAUGUCAGUAUGUGUAGUGGAAGUAGAUGAGAAGCAAACACCAUCCAUUCAGUAUGGUAACAUGUAUAAGAUCGAUCCGGCACUCUAUGCCGCUGAGAAUAAA